AUGUUUGAUGCCAAGCCUUGUUCCACUCCUUCCUCAACCAUUAAGCUUGACACAACCUUUGGUGACCUUAUUCAAGAUCCCACCCCCUAUCGUUCCCUUGUAGGGGCUCUACAAUAUCUUACAUGGACUCGCCCUAACAUUGCAUUCUCAGUGAAUCAAGUCUGCCAACAUAUGCAUCAGCCAAGAACUCAUCACCUCACUGCCGCCAAAUGCAUCUUGCGAUAUCUUAAAGUAACCUUCUCUCUUGGAGUGCAAAGAAACAAACCUCCAUUGCACGCUCCUCUACCGAAAGUGAGUAUCAUGCCCUCUCUCACACAACUGCUGAAAUCACAUGGUUAUGUUCUUUGCUCAAGGAUCUUCACUUCUUCCUCCUCAAACCUCCUCUCUUUCUUUGCAACAAUCUCAUUCCCCCUCUUCCUCAGCCAACCCCCUCAAAACCCAGAUCCUAACCCAACCCGUAACCCACCCCCCCAUCUCCCAACCUGCAGAACCCAGAACCCACCCGUAACCCCAUCCUCUCAAGCUCUCCUCCUCCGUUGCCGCUGUAACAGUGGUGACGCCUUUGGAGCUAGAAUGAACGCCACCAUAGUAGCCAGCUACGCCACGUCGUUGGUUGAUGUGGCCAAAUCCAACAACACCUUCAAAAUGACCGCCGCCGAUAUGGAGAAGAUCAAGAAGUUCUUCACUAGCCGUUAG
Messenger RNA from Prunus armeniaca (apricot), 696 nucleotides. Lineage: Eukaryota; Viridiplantae; Streptophyta; Magnoliopsida; Rosales; Rosaceae. The record is from the annotation of a GenBank genome assembly.